GCCUGUUUGUUUUUGUCGUCUUGUGGGUCAAAGGUAGGAGGUCUAAGGCGUUUAACGUAAAUACCCUGUAUUGGACCAGAAAGCAAAAUAACACAAUACAGAAGGAAUCCUUGUGGGUAAGAAUUAAUGAUAGACAAAAAAAUGUUUUUUUUCUUUGAGAAAGAUUCAGUCAUGUUCUUUAUAUCCUAUCAUUUCCGGUUCGAACGAAGAACAACCAUAUAAGCACCCCUUUGUGUCCUUGAAUUCUUGAGCGAAGUCCUGAAGGGUAAUCUGAAAUAAAAUUUCAACAGAAUAAAGGUUGAACAGUUGGGAUGAUCAUAUCUUUGUAAGGGUAAGGGUGGUAGGAGCUCUAGUCUUAGGCUACUAAGCCAAAAGAUGAUAGGAAUUAUUUUGUUGCUCAGCUGAUUUUUCCGGCUGAAUUUCACCCACCGGUUUAGCAGAACUGCACACGUGUAACAUCGAACCUCCAUAAUUAAUGGAGUCCUUGCUAUAAUGUACGAUAUUUUUAGCCCCAGAAAUAAUAAGAAACUAACAAAAAUAAUCUUGAUAUAACAAAACCUUGUUAUAGGGAUUUUGUUAUACAUGUAGGGAACAUAUUUUGCCAUACCCUUGGCCCUUCUAUAUAUUGAGGUUACACUAGCUGUGCAGACCUGUACACUGUAGCAGCUGCUGGGGCUCAGUUAUCUCCAGACAUUUCUAUCUGGAUCCCACAUGGUAUCUGUUGGUCAGAGCACUGUUGACAAAAUUACGUCCCUGGCUAAUGAAUGCAACUUAACACUUAAUCAGAAUUAUUUCGUGCCGAGACAAUACGCUUCCUCUGACCAGUUCACACUUAGUACCGUUGAUUAUAAACAAGUAGAGCGUAUAAUAGCAGCGAUGCCUUCAAACAAGGCCCCCGGGAUAGAUAAAAUUCCGAUCCGUGUCAUCAAAGACUGUCUUAAUCCAAUUGUUCACCCAAUAACGUCUAUCGUUAAUGCAUCCUUUCAAAACUGUGUUUUUCCAUCAAAAUGGAAAACAGCCGAGGUUACACCCAUCCUAAAGGAGGGCGACCAUGAACAGGCAAACAACAAUAGACCCAUCUCACUUCUACCAGUUUUAUCGAAGGUUUGCGAAAGGGUAGUACAUAAUCAACUCACCUCGUAUCUGCAAUCAAAUGACACCCUAUCAAAGAGUCAAAGCGGUAACAAGAGAUGGCACUCUUGUGAAACAUCUGUCAUUGAAACAACAGACACAAUUCUUAACGCCAUCGAUAAAAAGAAGUUAACGGCAGUUGUACUAUUAGAUAUGAGCAAAGCCUUUGAUAGUGUCAAUCAUGACACGUUAAUUUUAAAAUUGCAAGAUGUCGGAAUUUCCAGUGACACUCUCCAAUGGUUUCGUAGUUACCUAAGCAACAGGUCACAAGUAGUACGAAUCUAUUCAACGCUAUCUGAGCCUUUGUCUGUGACCAGUGGCGUUCCUCAAGGAAGCAUCUUGGGCCCACUUCUUUUUAGCAUAUAUACGAACGAUCUUCCAUUGAUCCCACAGAAAUGCAGCACCCAGAGUUAUGUAGAUGAUACGAAACUCAUUACUUCCUUCGAGCUUAAAGCCAACCUGGAUGCAAUUGCUGAUUUGGAAGACGACCUGUUUAAAAUAGGGGAAUGGUGUUCCAACAAUCAAUUGUUACUAAACCCUGGCAAAACCAAGUUGAUGAUAUUUGGCAGCAGGCAGAUGCGUGCAAAAUUCCAAUUUCGUUACCUUUCCUUUAUGGGUAAGGACAUUGUCCCUACAGACACCGCCAAAGACCUUGGUGUGACUUUGGAUUCUAAUUUAACUUACGAUGAACAUAUAAUUAAAACCGCUUCCUCGUGCAUGUCCCGCCUUGGCCAGAUAAACCGUGUCAAGCAUGUCUUCGACAAACGUACACUUUUGAUGAUUAUUAAUUCCUUAGUUUUUAGCAGGUUAUUUUAUUGCUCCAAUGUUUGGUCAAAUACCUCAAAAUGUAAUGUCAACAAGUUACAGGCAGUGCAGAACUUCGCAUGCCGCAUUGUUAGCGGCGCGCGUAAAUUUGACCAUGUUACACCAAUUCGCAAGGAGCUAAAUUGGCUUUCAGUUCCCAGUCAGCUUUAUUACCGGAACGCUACAAUGGCUUUUAAAUGUAUGACCGGUCAAGCCCCUGAAUACCUUACAUCAAAAUUCAUAAAGCGAGCAGAGGUUAGCCGACGUAGCACCAGAAAUUCACAGCUUUUACAAAUUCCCUUUUUUAGAACAGCUGCCGGUCAGAGAACAUUUUUCUAUAGAACUGUGAACUUAUGGAACUCCCUAGACAAUUCCUUUAAACUGUGUAACUCGAUUGAUGUUUUUAAAACUCGUUUACGUACUAAAUUACUUAAAGAAUUGUAAUUUUAUAUAUAUUUUAAAACAUUUCUUAAUUGUAAAUAGGAUCAUGUAUUGUCUUUGAAAAGCCCCUUGGGAAAGUCAAUAAAGUAUGUAUGUAUGUAUGUAUGUAUGCCAAAAUUUUUACUUAUCUAAGUCAAAGUGAGUAACACCUGCAUUAAAUGAAAUUAUCUGCAUACUCACAUUAUACUAUAAUACGUAUUAUUCGUUAUGUAUGUCUAGAAACUGAUUAUUCCAUACUUUGAUCACAUUAAAUUUCAAACAUUAAUUUAACAAUUGUCUGGUUCUGAUUUUUAUGUGGACUGUUUUAGGAUUAGUCUUUUGUGCGGUGUGGUAUCAUGGCCAAACAAACUGGACAUCUAUUGCGGCAACUCAGGUCACUAAUGAGAAGUAAACAUCUACUGAGUGAAGCAAUUCAGGCUUACAUUAUCCCUUCUGAAGAUGCUCACCAGGUUGACUAUUCUAAAUUGAAAUUUUAUAAUGCCUUGUUUAUAAUAUUUAAUGCCCAAAACAGCACUGACUAGCUUCGUUGACAUCCCCACUCCCCUUCAAUUUGGUAAGGAAGCUAAUGGCUUGCAAUAUUGCCUGUUUGUAGCUAAACAAAUCAAGCUUUUCCCUUCGCUGGGAACUUAACUCUUUUUUCAUGCAAUUUCUGCUGAAAGAAUUUUGUUGUUUUGUCAACCAACAUGGCCAUCUUGUCACUUGGUUGCAAACCAAGAAUAUCACAGCUCCAUGAUGUGACCAUGCAUUGUCCUUGAUUCUAAGUGGGUAGUACUAGUUUUUUUAAAGGCCCUUGUUUUUUGGUUGGACAUGGGUAAAAGCUAUACACACUCUUACUUAGAGGACUGAUUUGUUUAUAUAUGGUAUAAUUUAUUAUAAAUUGAUUAUAAUAAAUUAAUAAAAUUGUACAUUAUUUUAUUUUGGCAGAAUGAAUAUCUUGCAUCAUGUGACUUGAGAAGAGAAUUCAUCUCUGGCUUCAGUGGUUCAGCAGGUAUGGUUAGGACUUGCUGGGGGUUGAUAAUUUUUUAGUCUUCUAGCUGCUGCCUAGUUUACCCUGCUCCUUAUAAUUAAAUUUCAGGUACUGCCAUUGUCACAGACACCUUGGCUGCCCUGUGGACUGAUGGGCGUUAUUUUCUCCAGGCUGAAAAACAGUUAGAUUCUAACUGGACGCUUAUGAAGCAUGGUAAUGUUUAUUAAGUAGACCUCUCCUGUUUUUUUCUUGAAAGCUUAAAACCUCUCCUUUAUUUAGGGGGUCUUCUUCAAUAGGCUAAGAUCUCCCGCUAUUUUCACAUGGAAUCAGAUUUGUAAAAAUGAAUAAUAUCGGAAAAUGUUAAUUAUACACAACAGAUUUAAUGCAUUUAGAAGUUCCUCACUUCUCUUAACAAAGGAGACUUUAACAGAGAAUUAACCCAUUGCAACUUCUUGGUUCUGCCAUGAAUUUUUCCCAUGUGACAUCUGUCAGCUGGGUAAUGCCAGGGUCCCAUUUUAGGGAUAACAUUUUUAUACAUUUUAAGAUCUGUAUGAGCAUUUCAAUGAAUACAUAAUAUAGAUGAUAAAAUUAUUAAGUAGUUAGGGGCAUAGCUAGCUCCUAUUGUAAGUCAUUUUCUUUGGGAAGGGGGGGGUGACUUGAUUACAUUUCCAUUUUUACCAGUAUAUCAGUAUGAUAAAGACUGCCAUCGUCAGGCAGCAUGUAUAGCUUUCGAGACAAAAUUGGGAAAAUUACCACAUUUUGUCUAAAAAAAUUAUAUGAGAGAGGUUAAAGGGGAUUUAGUUAUAAUAGGUAAGUUCUCCUUUUUCCAACAAUCCCAUAUUUUUUCCCUUGUGUGCUUUUCUGUUUUGGUUUCAUUAUUAUUUGUUAUCAGUUCAACAUUUUUUCUGGUGUACGCACAUAUGUGUGCUGGGGGUACAGGUUAAGCUAUGCCCCUGCAGGUAGUUAUUACUUGCUACUCUAGCAAACCAUGUAUUCCCAGUUCCUAUAAUAGUAGAAUCAUCAGCUAUCAGUAUUAUUGAUCUUUAAGUAUUUGAUGCAUUAUUAGGGCUUCCUGAUACACCUACUCAGGAGGAAUGGCUCAUUCAGGUACGAGAUAUCGUGGACAACUUUUGCUGUUAUUUCCUGGUAUUAUUCACAGCUUGGUUUUAUGGAAUACAAAUCAUUCAGAACUAAGUUACUGUUACAGGUUUGGUAGCUGUAAAACCAGUCUGAAAAAUUUUACUCUCACUGUGGAGCAAUUAGCCAAAAUUUCUAUUUUAAAAGCAAUGUAGAAAUUUUUGGUUGCCGUACUGGGCCCUAAUUGGUCGAGAUUUAUUUAUAAAUUGCAUUUCCAGCCAGUCAUUGGAAUUUUCCUUGUAGACUUUAAAGAAAAUCCUUCGUCUUACUUUAUAUGGCACAGGACGAAGACCUCUCGCAACUUCAUUGCUUGCUUGGCUGCUUUGUGGCCUACAAUAUUAUAAAAAGCUGGCUCCACUCAUUUAGAAACUUGUGAGGUCAACUUGUAGCAAGUCUAAGUUAUGUUCUGUGUGCAUGUGAUUGCGCAUAUGAAUAUGUUUUAAGUUGAUUAUAACUUUUUCCAUAAAACUACAAUUUUGAUACAUUAUAAUAGAAAACAUGUCUCCCACAAAAAUGCUGAAGAUUUUGCUUGCAUGUUUUUGUGAUAUCAUUCCCAUGAUCCAUCAAAGUGAGGACAAUCAAGAAGCAUGAUAUAUAGAUACAUCGAUCAUCAGUGAAAAUAAAAAAAUCCUGUGUAACUGCUGUGCAGUUUGUUUAUUUUUUGUUUUGUCUCCAUUUUAGGUGUUAUCAAGUGGUUCUAGGGUUGGAGUGGAUCCUUGUGUUAUAACCCAUGGUGAGAGCUACUGUUUAUAGGAUAUUCUCGACUAAGAAUAUUUUGAUUUAGGUUUGAGAGUGAUUGACACAGAUUUGUUAAUGUUAACUGCACUGAUUUAUCUUUAUUUUCUUUUGCAUUCUUGUAGACAAGUGGCAGAAAAUGUCUCGGGUGAGUGUUAAAUGUUGUAGGUGUAAUUUAAGUUCAGGUUAAAAUUGUUCAACCUCAGUAAGUUGGUCCUCAAUUUCCUUUAAUAUCGUUGCCUCCUAACCACUAAGUAAUCAUUAUCAUGAGUCUAUGAACCAGGGUUAGAAAACAAAGGAAAUUUAGAAUCAACCGCAAGGUUAAAAAAUAAUAAUAAUAACCUAAAUUUAGUGAAUAGACAGCAUUUCUAUUCAGAUCACCUAAAGAAAGCGUUUAUACCAAUCCCUUCAUCGUAGAAUGACAUAUCAGUAUUUACUCUCAAUAUAAAAGAAUCAAGCAUAAAAAAUUAGAACAUUCAAGUUAUAAAGUUACUUUAUCCACGCUUUAAAUUAAGGUAUGCUCUUCAGAAUUGCAACAUUUUUACUGUACCUUUGUAUACUCCCUCCACUGUGUAUUUUUAAAUGUUUUAAAUAUUUUUAUGAGUGACAUAUGAUUUGUGAAAAUCCCUGUCUUCAGGCCUUGUCAGCAGCAGGUCUAUCAUUGGUGUCAACAGAGACAAAUCUUGUUGAUCAGGUUUGGGAAGAUCACGGCAGACCUGAUCCCCCAAAUGAGGGUCUCAUAGUCAUGGACAUGUCAUAUACAGGUCAGUAAAUUGCUGAUUUGAUAUCCUGCUUUAAAUCUGGUGAUAAUAUUUUGGUGUGAUUGCAGCUUAGCCAGGUUCAGCUGGGCUAAGAGAAUAAGUUUAAUAUGACAGGCUUCCAAGGGGGCAUUAAACAACUGUGCCCUUUCCUCUUGGGUCUUCUAUUGGCUCAGUGGGCGAGGGUGAGGUAGAAAAGGGACAAAGGAACUCUCUGUCCCUUUCCCUCCCCCCCCACCCUGUUCUCCAAUUUGAGCCCAGAAAGUGCCAAGAGAGUUUGCUUGCUGGCUACCCAAGAUCCUGCCUAAAUCCACCGAAAUGUCCACAAACAGAUGGAACAUAUCUGAUCUGGGGUAAUUCUACUAUACUGUUCUAUGCAUGGAAAUUAUGUUAGUUAGAGUGUUGAGGCUGACCAGGGUGACAUCAGUACACACAUCUAAAUGUCUGAAUGAAGAGAGACAUUACAUGAAACAUAAUGGUUUGUCUUAAAGGAAUCUUCAUGAUGGCAUUGACUGAGGCUUUGACCCUAAAUCCAGUACACAUCAGGGCCUGGGUUGUUCAAAGCUGGAUUAAGAUAACCCAGGGUUAGUGCGAAAUUUGAGUUCAGAUAUGAAAGCUUAAAAAGCAAAUUAAGUUUAAUUCUUUUUGCCUACAAUUUGAUGAUUGGAUGCUCUAAAAAGGAUUAGGAAAAUUAUUCUUUUGACUAGAAAAUACUUUUGAACAAAAGAAAAAGAAACCCGGAUUAAAAUGUAAACUCGAGAUAGCGCUAAUCGACCUUAGCUUUGAACAACUUGGCCCUGAUCACUGUACUGAACUGCAUCUUCAUCUAAAGAAUAAUAACAUGCAUUUAUAAUUUCCAUGAAAGUUGUCAGAGUAUUAUCAGUAUUGAAUUAACAUAACACCCAGAUCUUUGCAUACUCCAUUAAUAUCACGUUGCAUAUUUUUACUUCUUUAAUGCAAUUGUAGGUAAAAGCUGGCAUGAUAAAGUCAAAGAAGUAAGAGAAAAAAUGACAAAGAAGAAAGCUGAUGCGUUAGUGAUAACAGCAUUGGAUGAGAUUGCUUGUAAGCAUAAGAAACAUUGUACUAUCUUUUGUGAUCUCCUAACCUCUUUUUGUCAUCUUUUAUAGUUUCUUUAUUAAAUUCUAAUCAAUACCUUCUCUGUUUCAAGGGCUGUUUAACUUGCGAGGCUCCGAUGUGGUUUUUAAUCCAGUCUUCUUUGCUUAUGCCAUGAUUAAACAAGAUGAAGUAAUGUAAGUUAACUACCUUAAAAUAUGAAAUUAACGCUCUAUGAAAUUAAUGUAUUGGAAGUCAACGAAACUGAAAUUAACGUGAAUUUAGUGGAAAAAGACUUUCGAAUAAUGGAAUUUAGGGCAAAGGAGAGGGUAACGUUUCAAAAUUGAUGAAAUUACGCGACGUUUUCAAAGAAACAAAACUUCUUGUAACAACGGGAACAGAGUUAAACGUAUAAUCCGAAAUAGCAAACUUUGUUUGUGGCACUUUCCCUAUAUGAAGGGACUCCCUUUCCCUGUAUGAAGGGAGUCAAGCUGAGAAAUCUGGUCACUUCGAGGGUUCUUCAUAGUUCCACUGUUACUGUCGGAUCUCCAGCCUAAUAAAAUACUCCUCCUUCUCAGGUGUCAAGAAUGUCAGAAGUGUAUCGAGAAUUUAGGGCCAAGAUAAUGGAAAUUAAAAUCGCAGAAAUUAACGCUCCACUUAAUUUCUGAAAUUUGCGCUAAUUUCAUGAGCGUUAAUUUCCUAUAAUAAGGUAAUGAAUAAAUUGUUGUAUUUCCUAAAAUCGUGGCAAUUAAUGGAAGUGAACUCAAGAUAUUUACGUUUCUGCCGGACACACUUUGAAUCCUUUUAAGCAAAGGUUUCAUAAUACAUAAGCAAGUAAAAAUCAACGAUCAUGAAAAAAGUAGAAGGCACGUUUAGGUUUCGUCAUGACUUUCCUUUCUUAGUAAUAAACGUGCAAUGGCCGUUUUCAUCCUAGAGGUUGAUUAUCCGUUGGAUAAUUCGCCUCAGACAGAUAAUACGUCGUAAUGUGAAAAUUGAACGGCUUUUAUUUUUGAAUGAAUAAUCCGUCUGAUUGUAUAAAUCUGUUUAUCCGACAAUUUUCACGGAUUUUGGAGAGGGAUUUUCCGUGAUGAAAACGGCCAAUGCCAUCAAAUAGUCCGGCGGUUUUGCUUGCAUUGAGUCCGACUGGACGUUAUAACAGAGGGCGAGAGGUUGGAGGGCUGGAUUUGCCAUCUGAAGACGCUGAGUUCAAAUAGCUCUAUUAACCGCUACACACCUUAGCUGGAUUUCAUCUGAGUACUCCUCGGUAACGCUUGUACAUGUAAAUAACCGACGGGUUAGCCUGUCUAGUGGGGAACAAGGGGACAACGGAUCCCAAAAAAGGGUGAAAAACCGUGUGAGGGCUAGAGAAAGAGGGUGUCGUUUUCCGCCCGCUCGCUUUUUUCGUUUGUCUACACUGACCGAGAGCCUGCUUCGCCUCCGGCCAGUUGGGAUUCUUAAAAUGCUAAGCUUAUUUCAAUUGUUUGUUUCUGUCCUUAUUGCCUCAAUAAAAACUAACUGAUGGCCGGUUAUAAGUAACUGCGCCACCCCUAUUUUUUUUUCAGAUGGUGUUAAUUCUGCAUGUAAUGAGCAACAUUUUGUAUUCUACGCAGUCGAAGUUGCUUUUACACAUUUUGCACACCACUUUAACGACAAACAUCUUUAACAGGAAGACUUCCCUUUUUGCAGGUUGUUUAUAGAUAUGUCAAAAAUUGACAAAGCUGUUUCCAACCACCUUGGAUUGGAAAGCACUAAUGACAACAGUGAAAGCAAAGUUUCUGUUUGUCCAUAUGAUGGGAUAUGGGAUGCCGUUAGUGAAGCUGCUAAGAAUGGAGCCCGUAUUUGGGUAGGGAAUACUGUUUUGGUUGUACUCGGGUAAACUCGAUCUAUAUACAUGUAGAACGCCAGCAACAUGGAAAACAACAUGGAAAACAGUACUGUCAAAUCUAUCGACACCCCUUCUCUGUUAACUUUACGUACUGUUUUUCUACUUUUAUAAAGGUUAAAAUCUUUUGCACCAGUUUUGCACAUUCUCUCUCUUUACAGUGAAACAUCGAUAUAACGAAGAACCAAGCGACUGGUAAAAUAUGCUCGCUAUAACGCGGUUUUUUUUUUUUUUUUUUUUUUUUUCGGGGCACUUCAGGUUCAGUUUUUCCCUAAUUUGAUACCCUUUCUUUUACAAAAAAAAUCUUUUUUUUUUCCCCCACCUUCGUGUUUUACAUUUCCAGUUAUUUUUAAGAGCCAUUUUUCGUUUUAACAUUUUUCGUCUUUAAACUCUAUUGUUUUUGUUUUUUUUUUUAUGAGAGGUGGUGUUCGUAUUUUUUGAGGUUGUGUGUGUUCUGUUCCUUCUUUCCCUCUUUCCCCUCCCUCCCUUUCAUUUUUUUUUUUUUUUUUUUUUUUUUUUUUUUUAAAUUUUUUUUUUUUUUUUGUUUUUUUUUUUUUUUUUUUUUUUUUUUGUCGAGGCUCUUCAGGUUCAGUCUUUCCCUAAUAUGAUACCAUUACUUGUACAAAGAAUAUCGUUUUUUAUUCCCCCAACUUCGUGAUUUACAUGUCCAGUUAUAUAUAAGAGCCAUUUUACGUGUUAACAUGUGUCGCAUAUAAGCUCUAAAUUCAGUGUACAUACUUAGUGCUAUUUAUCCUGUUUUGUCUAUUAUAUUAUUUUUUCAUGUUUUUUUUCUUUUUGGCAGAUUAGUUCAUCAUCCAGUGAAGCAUUAGCCAGACUCGUUCGUAAGGUAUAAAACUGAUAAUUAGGUCUCUUCCACACAUAUCCGGAGAAAGCCUGUCCACGUGUAGCGUAUUCGAAUCGUUUUUUGCACAUCCACACGCAAAAACAACAUCCACUCGUAUCCGUUUUUGUUUGAAAACGGAGAUUUCUGUCUCCGUUUUAGCCUUCCGUCCACGCGUAAACGGCGUUUUCUGGCACCAAAAACGUAGGCUUUUGAAAACGUUCCCCAUAGUAGAGAUUUUUGAAAACGCCGGGUUUUCAGUGUCAUGAGUGGCACGUGCUCUGUAAAGGACGUUGUCGUAUAUACAUCAUUUCAGCGUUUUAAUGUGGAUGCGCAAAACCGAUUUGAAUGCGCUACGUAUUUUCUUGGAAUACGGAGAAAAAAUCUUCGUUUUCAAAAAUAACCGGAUGCGUGUGGACGGAGCCUAAGAGCCCGAUUAAUCAUGAAUCUGUUCACUGAGUAGGGAAAAGAUUGAAAAUUGAGUAUCCAAAAACCAAAAAAAAGUGUCAGCUACCUUGGAAAACAUACUACACGCUGCUAGCCAAUGGACCAAUCAGCUUAAAUCAAACUAUAUAGACAUAUAUGCAGUCAGCGGUCUGCUCAGCGUGUAAAAACGGGUAAAGACUAAAUCAUACGAUACAACUUUGUGGCCACACUGCGUGUUUCAUGAGUAACGUUAUUUCUUUGUCUACAACACAUAGCUUAAUGAAAGGGAUGAGCAAAUCGCAAUUUGGUUAAAUGAAAUAAAUUUUACUCCUGCGCAAAUUAUUUUAGCCGAUCGUCUCACGUAGCAGGGCAAAACUAUAAAUCAAUCGCCCUGGAACAAUUCCGUUAUUCAAUUAAAAAAAUAUUCAAAUUAAUACAGCUGUUUCGAGAAAGGUUGUCGGAAAAAGUGCACGCGACAAUCCCGAAAGGUAUUGUGGGUGGUUUUGAGUUCACUCUUCUUCAAAGAAAUUUGGAAAAAUGGCACAAGAGGCCAUGGACUUAUGUUUGAAAGUGCUAAAGGAAAGCAACAAAACGAAGUUCGACAGCUACAGUGUCACGAACAGUGUGUUGAUCAUAUCCCAUAUUACCUUUCGGGAUUGUCGCGUGCACAUUUUUCUCCGGCAACCUUUCUCCAAAUAGCUGUAUAUUUUAGGAAUAAGGGUCAACAGGGUUCAUUUUGUUCACUACAGACUCAUCUCAUUACUAAUCCAUCACCACUGGCCCUAAGUAAGGCAAUCAAGAAUGAAGUAGAAAUCGAGGGCAUGAAACAAGCUCACGUAAGUGAUAUAUAUAUAUAUAUGCGUUAUGGGCCAAGCGGGAGGUUAAGAUGGCUGCUUACUUGCCAAGUUCUUUUUUUUUUUUUCGAGUUGUUCAGGACCAAGACGAAGUCUAGGUUAAUAAAAACGCAAAAAAGAACGAGGCUAUCUUGACCAAUCAAACUUGAUCAAUAAAGAAUUUAUCACGCAUUUGGUCAAAAAGAGAACUUUUCUUGCGGGAUCGACGCGGGAAAUCCCGAGCGGGCGCAAGAUGGGCCCUUCUUGCCGCUCGAUAAGCCAAUCAAAACACAUGAAGUGAAGUGAAGUGACGCCUUUAUUUAUAGAGGGUAACACUUGACAGUUAUGAUCUUAACUGAUAAACUUGUGGCCCUCUGUCAGCAUAAAAUUAAUAAAAUAUUUUAAAAGAUUACAAUGUCAAUUUAAAAAGAUAAGAAUUUACAUUUGUGAAAGCUAUAAUAGACACAAUUUAAAAACAAGCAAAAAUUUCGAAAAACUAUCUAGUCUUAUUUUAAAGAUUGUAACGAAUGAAAAACUCGAAACUUUACAUCUACCCAGCAAUUUUGCGGUUUUCGAUGGCUGCUAUUUCCUUUGUUAUUGCUUGCAAGAGCUGAAAAUUACACAAAUCAUUCAAUUUUACAAACUCUUUCUACUUCUGAAUGUAAUUUCCGCAUACAAGGUUAAGUCGUAUGCCAAUGAGCAAACGUUAGCAAAGAUUCGCCUAUAGUCCUUGUACCAAUUUACUCAUGGCCUGUUCGUGAUAAAGAAAUUGUUCUUAAUUUCAAUUCAGAUACGCGAUGCUGUAGCUUUGUGUGAGUACUUCUCCUGGUUGGAGCAAGAGGUUCCGAAAGAUGAGCUUACUGAAAUCACUGGUGCAGCUAAACUUGAAGAACUGCGAAGGUGAUAAAUUAAAUAAUAUUUCAGUCUUACAAUAUAACCUGUGAAUGAGACUGACGACUACUAAGUUAUCAUUUUGAUCGAAAAAAAAAACACAAUGCGGAUGACAUCACAUUAUGUAAAUAAAAUUUACUUCCCUUGUUUUAAAGUUUUAAUACUUCUGUUUUAUAAUUUCUUCGGUGAACAGUGUAGCAUCUAUCUAACUUAUUAUCUGUUUAAUCGGUCGGCAUUGUCCGAUUUGUUAACCGAUUUUUAUUUGCCUCCUUGAUUAUUUGAUUGUCAGAAAUCAGUAAAUUUGUAAUUGGUUGAUAAAUCGCGCGCCAAUUUCCACGGUCUUUAAGGAAGUCACGUGUUAUUCCAACACGUUUAAUUUCCUGCGCCUGGCGUCGGCUACAGGGAACUGGAAAAAUGAAAAAUGGGGAAAAACCCAACCUUAAUCCCUAGUUCUAUCAGUACACUUAUUACCCAUUCUUUGUUCUCUCUCUUCUUUUCUUGUUCCUCGCUCUUCGUUCCCCGCUUAGUAACAUCCAGAAUUUUUUAAGAUGCAAAAUUAAAAAAAAAGAUGUUCGUUUCAUUUUCUUUAUUUCAGAGAGCAAGAGAACUUUAUGAGCCUCAGCUUUGAGACAAUUUCAGCAGUGGGUCCUAACGGAGCGGUCAUUCAUUACAGGUAUUGAUAUUAGCUUACAAACAAAAUUGUGGUCCUUGUUAUGUUGCCUGUCUUGGUUAAAAAAUCAAGAAUAGAAGUGGACUGCAAUUCAGUCCGUAUUUUGUGUUGGUCAAGAGCGCAGGAGCGGUGUCACAGUGAUAUGGGCAUCUUCGCGUUUCGGGCAUCCCCAUUCCCAAAACCCUAGUGAUAUGGGCAUUCCUUGUAAUCCUAAUCCUAACCCAAAUUGCUAAGGUAAUAUGAGAAGGGGAUGCCCAUAUCACUAGGGUUUGGGGAAUGGGGAUGCCCGAAUCGCGUGUCUUCCCAGUCUCACUCUUUGUUUUCACCCUGACGCUCCAGGACGUUUGUUUAACCGCUGUUACAGUGAUACGGGCAUCCCCGCUAAAUUUUAUUUCUCUCGCCCCACAUGGGCAUGUGAGGCUCGCAAGAUUCGCUCGAGAAUGUCACGGGCUCCUCGGUAAACCAAUUUUUAAGAAAACAAGGAGCUGUUCUGCGGUCUAACAUAAAAGAUGUGGAUACUUGGAAGUCUGAGACCAGGCCACAGCUUUGCGAACCCAUCUUAAGCUGAUACGUAUUUCCUGCAGUAUGGUGUCAAUACAGUGGGCCAAUGUUAAAAAACAAUUCUUAGGAGAUAUCUUAACGAAUCUUAACGUAGGAAGUCUUCGUAAAUCUGGAGCCUAGGGUAAAAUGAAGACUUGACUAUAAUUAACAUACAGACCAAGGGCCGGUUAUUUAAACGGAAUUUAACUAGUUUUUAACAAAACCGCGUUCUAAGUCAUUUUCAGUUUGUCCAACGCUUUAAUCUAAACAUCAUUGCCGUGAACAGUUUCAUUAAAGCAUAUAGUUUAGACUAGAAAAGUAUUAACCCACCAAGGAAGAGAUCUGGAAGUCCAAAGAUUUCUUAAACCGCGGUCUAAGUUAGACUUCGCUUAGAUAAUCGACCAUAAGUGUUCAGGAACGCAGGACAAAUAAUACAUUUUGUGUGCUUGUUUACAGACCAGCUGAAGAUACGGACCGUGUUAUAUCCAAUGAAGAGCUAUACUUAUGUGAUUCUGGAGCACAGUUUAAGUAAGUCAGCCGUUUAUCUUUCAGUUCUAUUCAUUCACAUUGGGUUUAAAGAAGAACUUGAACUUAGUAUAGAAUUCCUUACUUGUUUCACCUUUCCAGAUAAGGGUUGUUAACUGAUAUUAUCUGAGAGAGAGAGUUUGAGAUUAAGAUUACAAGGGAAAGGAAAGGGUUCAUGUAUUCCACUUCAACUGAACUAAUGAGAUGCCAUUUUAAAACACUCGGAUACUUCGGUCCCUACUAUACUACUCCUAUGUAGCUGUCGACUUUGUCCGGGAGGGGUGUUGUAAACAAGAUAGGAUUAGAUGAUAAUUUGUGAACAUGUGAUGUAAAUAGGCGUUGGAGAGAUCAUGGGAAGUAAUCGGAUCAGGCGUUCAUUCUCUAGUUCGGAUCGGUUUUGUGUCGUCUGUAUAUCUCGGAAAGGACCUCGAGUUAUUAGCAGUCAGUCUUGUCUGGAAAAAUUAUCUAAAAGUCGAAAUAAAGAGUAUGGUCAUUUUCAACAAGGGGUUUUAGAAGGAGGGGAGGGCGAGCGAAUGGCGUAGCCACGUGUGGAAUGGGCCUACACGGUGCCUGCUUACGCAGCGUUGCCGCUCUUUUGCGCGCUCACCAAAACCGUCAGUUACGUAGGCCAAGAUCAAGUCUGUGCACGACUUCAUUCUUUUUACCUUAUCGGACUUUUUAAUGUUUUCGUUUGCGUUCUAGAGAUGGAACAACUGAUGUGACCCGAACUUGGCAUUUCGGAGCUCCCACAAAGUGGGAACGGGUAAGUAGAACAUGGGUCACGUGAUGCUUUACUUUCAAGAGUGCGGUGUAAUACGUCGAUUAGACUGCAAAACAGUCGGAGUUUUUUUCAAAUUCGGUUUUGCAAGGCGCGGAGCUUCGAAGCGAAGCGAAGCGAUUAAAAAGCUGACGUGGACGAUUUUGGAUUAAGAGCUUCCAGUGCCGAGAAAUACGGGUGCCAGUAAAAUUGUUAAUGGCGUUAUCUCGUUGCUAUAACAACUCCGAUGUCAUGGUAACCCUGAGAAAAACAAAUUUUCAUCAUUAUCUAAUACAGCUGUGGUGGCCAUUGGUGAUUUUUCCAAAUCUUUGUUAAUGGCGACGUAGUUUAAGCUCAAACUUGAGAGAUACUCGUCCUGAAAAACCCCAUCGAGCCACCUUAAAAAUAACUUUAGAAAGCAGGUCACCCUGUCUUACAUACCACGAAUUGCAUCGAAGGGUUUAGUUGUUAAACCUAAAUAGUAGCUGAAAUCCUGUAACCAACUUUUUGCUGCGCUAACGUUUAAGUAGCUUUUGACAAAACUAUCCUUGGAAACUUUGCCCGACUAUCGGGUUCCCCUGCUCGCACACUCCGACCAAUUAACUCUAAAAAUUGAAGUUAAACGUCUUUUGUUAGAGAAGUCGGCAAACGUAGAGAUGAAGAGUAAAUUUUCAUUCGUGGCUUCAAUUUCUUUCCAUUGACAGGGCGACAAUUGUUUUCUGUAUUCAGCUUCACGAAGUCGCGAAACAUUAUCUAUAUUUGGAAGCCCUUACGUUGGUAGAUUUCUUGUUACUUUCAUAGGAAUGUUUUACGCGUGUGUUAAAAGGCCAUAUUGCACUGGCAAGAGCUGUCUUCCCCAACAAGACUACAGGUUUGUCAAUUUGUCCUGUAACGCGUAGAAGUAACAAACUUGUACCAAUUUAAUGGUACCUAAGUUAUUGUGGGUGUGUAAUACAUUCACACCUCAAGCGCGCCUAACUGCCUGUGGAUUCGUAUCCCUUGUGAUACUUGUGACUUCACAAAUUUUAACCUUUUUAGGCAAACAAGCGCGGUUCAAUUAAACAGGCUAAAGAAAAAAAUGAAACGCAAAAAUAAGAUGUAACUUUGACACGAAAAUUAAGGUUUUGUUCCACUUAGUCUAACUGCCCUCAAAGUAAUUUCAAGAUCCUCGGAAUUUUCGCAAAAACAUCUCGCAGCGAAAUGAGGCUUAGUUACUGCCUAGCAAAAGGAAAAAAACGGGGGAAGGAAAACGAAAGAAGCUGAAAGGAGAGAGAGCGAAAGGUAAAGACGAAGGGACAGAGUUGUUCUUUGAUGUUGACCGUUUUAAAAUAUGUUUUAUCGAACCUCUCCUUAAGAGAUAGGCAUUCUUCCGCAAACACAUGACUUGAUGCUUAUCAGGGUUUUCAUUUGAGGCCGGAGGCCGGACGUUUCGUCCGGUCGUUUGCCAUUCCACGUCCGGUACUUUGAGAUCAAUAUUGGCGAUUUUUUUUUACUACUGUAUUAUAUAUUUUUCUUACUAAGGCAUCUCAUGAACAUACUGACUAGAGGAUAACAGAAUAAUCAAUUACAUUCUUCAAAACGGCCAUAUAACUCUUUUUUCUUUGCUUAUUGAGCGGCGGGAUAUUUUAUUGGUUUCCCCUCUUCAUUUAAACGGGAUUGUUACCAAACAUCUUUUUUGAAAAUCAAAUAAAUUCGCAAUGAUAAGCCAAUGAAAAUUCUGUUGUUGCCAUUCUCCCUCCCCCUCCCCCUACCAACUGACCAUUUUCAUUCAGUAAUUUACUUUUUAAAGAGAAUUUUAGUGAGCGCCAGCAUUGCCUAGGAAACUGUUUCCUUGGUUCCAGAAACGCUGGAAAUGGCGUUUCUGAGUAUUCUAUUUUAAAAAUUUCCUGGGGGAGCAUGCCCCCAGACCCCCCUAGGUGCUUGCGCCUUCGGCGCUCGCGACGCGCCUUACGGCGCCAAGAAAAAAUUCACGUCCGGUGCUUUCAGAAGUAUGUCCGCUACUUUACAAAACAGUUGAAAACCCUGAUGCUUAUGAACUUCACUUUACGUGGCAUAAUGCAGACUUCUGUAACAACAACGAACGAAGGGGAAAACAUUUAUAUCUUCCUGUUCUUCACAUUUUUGAGCUGCUUUCCUUUUUCUCAAAAAUGCCGUGUGUCUACAACUUCAUUCCAAGCACGAAACAAACAAGUUUGACUAACAUGAAACGUAAUUUUAGGCAGUGCGAGGAAGAACAUUUAUAGAAAGCUAUUUCGCAGUUUAAUUAGCUUAUUACUCAACGAAACACUCGACUUCUAACAACGGGUGUUUUUUGUAGGACACAGACUGGACGCUCUAGCCCGCAUGGCGUUGUGGGAUGUGGGACUGGAUUUUUUGCAUGGAACGGGACAUGGAAUUGGCUCAUUUUUAAACGUACACGAGGGUAAGCGACGUCCGUGCGUCCUUUAGGGACUAGGACAUUUGUGCUACUUAGAUAUUAUUUUCGUAAAACUCUUGACUUAAAUGUCAAAUAAACCUCAUUCGCUUUUCAUCAGCCAACUACCCGUUACAAAUCACACGAUAUUCCCUAUGUUUAAAAUCCUGUAUCCUUUAAGGAAAUUGUGUUAUAUGAGAAAUAUUAUAAGAGCUUACUUCUUUAAGUACUAUCACGUGACAUGGGAGAAUUCAACAGAGCGCGAUGCCUUAUCUCUCAUUCAACUGGCUAAUAGUCACCUUCCUUACCGCGGAGAUCCCGAAUAUACAUCUUAUUUGUAGCAAUUACAUGUUCUGUACCAGGAGCCCUUAACGCAGAGCGAGUAACUCCCUUGUGUCCACCCAACGGCGUUUUCAAGGACCACUUUAUUUUUAGAUCAAUCUUCUCACGAAUUUUGAGUAUCAAAUAAGUGUUACAAAUCAGUCAGCAGUUGCUAAAGACAAAAUAGUAUCUCUGAUGUUCUGAUGAUAUUUACUUUUCCUUUUUUCUUUUUUCAUACUAUAUGUACAGAUGCGCACACAUACGAAGUGGUACUUCCCUAAUUUCGCGGGGAAAAUGUUAAAAAAUGAGGCUAGAAAUAAACUGAUCAGUGAAAACGCCGUUACAUAGGGUGCUUUCCAUUUUGCCAAACCAACCAGUUAGAAACCAGUGGAAUUAUCAAGAGAAAAUGGAACGACAUUUUUCAGUUGAAAUAGAGUUUUCAAUCGAAUCAAGCGAUCCAUUUACAUUUCUACCGAAAGUUUGACUACUGGUUAGAAACGUAGGACUGGAAACGAGAAUUUUUGGAAAUGGGACGGAAAGUUUCGGUCGGACCGGACCGACCGGUCAAAGAGGACCACCUGUGGAGGUGGACCACUUUGACCGGAAAAUUUCCACCUGGAUCGAACCGUUCCAUUUGCGUUUGGACCGAAAUUUGCGGAAAUUGUGGCAUAGUGGAAAGCACCCAUAGCCUAAGAAAGGGAGUUUCACGCUUCGAGUUGAACAGUACUUGGACUUCAUAGUUACAGUGCUUGGCAAAAGGAAAAUAACGUUAUCUGCUCGUUGCAUGAAGAUUGACUUCUAUAGGAUGGGCUUCAAGAAUCUACCUCAGUCAAGGUUUAUGCGAUUCUUUUCAUUACAUAUACUAUCGUGAUAGGUCCCCAGAGAAUAGGCAGCCGGACCACUGAGAAUGAAGCUCCUUUAGAGGCUGGCAUGAUGGUCACUGAUGGUGAGUCACAAGCCUUAAUAUGGUAGAUUUUUCUUACUUCCACCAAGCGUAUUCUGCUAACGUUAGAGCGUUUAAGCUUCACGUAUAAGGCAAACGGCAAACGUCAGAUUCAAGUUUAGAAUUUCUCAAAAUAGAAAUAAGCUGAUAAAAGCAGCUCAAAACAGUCCUUUUGAAUACAAAAUUGCGUGAAACUACUAAAUUAUGUGUAGAAGUAAUGAACCGUAUUAAACGACAAUUAAGGGGAAACUUGAUCACGUGGUACAAAUUCGCGUGUGCCGUUGGAAAUAAACGAGAUGAUCAACAUCUCUUUUAGUUACGAGUAUUUCGCCUCAUCACAUUAUCAGAAGAAAUCUGAACGUAUUGUUUUAAGGUAAGAGAGCUCAUAACAGGCCGUUCGUAUCAAAUCGCUUAGUGGAGGCUGGGUGCCUGGGAUAUUCAGGGAUGUCCACUCUCGGUAUAGCUAUCCGUAUCCCCUAGACAGUGUUAGAUGACCAUGGCUAAAAAAUCCUCGCCACCCUGCCAUGAGCGCCCAAGCCAAACGAAACCAGGCAACCGUCAAACUGACAAAUCAGUCGAGAAAAUAAAGAGAAACAGGAAAGGGGUAAACACAUGAUCUACAGGCUAAACGAAAGUCAGUGGCCGCCACGAAAACGCGGUACCAAACACAUGGAGCUGAUGUAAGCAAGGCUGGCUGCGCCUGCGCCACUAUACUGACCGCUUACCGAUUAAAUAUUGGCUGAAAUUUUGUGAGCCGGAGCAUCAAAAUAAACUCUCUGGAAUAGCAUUUACAGACCAAAUUGGUCAAGAUAAAAAGGAACUUUGGUCAAGCAAAUUAAAACGACUAUUAAAUCUCGCAGGUCUUGGCGACGUAUGGUCAGCGAAAACUAACACUCCCGCAAUCAUAAACUAUAUACGACAGAGACUCUUAGACAUAGAACAGCAAACAUGGAUUAGCGUAAUACACAAUGAUGAACGAAAGGACCCGCAUCAAAAAAACAAACUAAGAACCUUUUGGAAAUUUAAACUUACCCAUGACUACGAAAAUUACCUCACAAAUGUAAGAAACAUCAAUCAUAGAGUAGCAAUCACAAAGCUAAGAUUAAGCAACCACAAACUAGCAAUUGAAACUGGACGAUACGUUAAACCCUAUCAACCACCAGACCAAAGAAUCUGUCCAUUAUGUAAAACUGGAUUAGAAGACGAGGAGCAUUUUUUGAUGAAUUGCAUAGCCUAUAGGGAUCCUAGGAGAGAGCUGUUCAAUACGCUAAAAAAGGAAACUAAUCUUAUUCUUGACUCUAUGACUCCAAGCUCUGCCUUUACAACGUUGAUAAGUAUGAAGCAAGGAGAGAAAACGCAAAAAAUUGUGGCUAAAUACGUAUAUGAUCGCUUCCGCGAAAGAGAUAGACGCGUUAAAUAUAACCUUGUUUAAUAGUUGUAUAUUUAUAAAUUUUACAAAUGUACACCUCCGUAAUUGUUGCACGGGAAUCUUUGUUAUCGUUGUAAUCACAUGUGUCUGUAGGCGCUCUGUUGAUAAUAAAGCACUUAUCCUAUCCUAUCCUAUCCUAUCCUAUCCUAUCCUAUCCUAUCCGAUAUCACGAAAUGGCGAUCUUUGUUGUUGUAACUAAUUUAACGACGUCAACAUGCAGCCAACGAAAUAAAGACAAACGACCGACCUUUCUAAAUUGCUACACUCUAAGACUUGACUAGUCUUCCAUGAAGCCUAUUUUGUCUCGUCAAGCAUCGCGUUACGUGACGAGACAAAAACGGCUUCACCUGCAGUGCAGGAUCUCAUGAAAGGUUUUUCCCGGCCGCUUUUUUGUUUCGAAAGUUUUUCAAAGAAGGUUGGUUUUUUGGAUGUUUUCUCAAGCGUCCUUUAUAACUAGUAUAAGAUACUAUUGAAUUAAAAACACAAAACCACAAACUAAUGGUUGUUUUUCUCCGAAGAACCUGGCUUCUAUGAAGAUGGUUCUUUUGGAAUCCGCAUUGAAAAUGUGUUGCUUGUAAAACCUGUGGUGCUAGAGGUAAUGACCGAUGAUUAUUGACGUUUCUCUUUAGAUAUUUUUUAUCAUUUAUUAUUUAUUUAUUUAUUUAUAUAUUUAUUUAUUUCAAGUCACUCCUGUUUUCCUUUGAACAGAACAACUUUAAGAACAGAGGAUAUCUAGGCUUUGAACCUGUUACGCUGGUAAGCAUGUUCAUCAGUUUACUGUUUAUGACGAAGCUCCGGCAGCUUCAACCUCUCACUCACAAAAACCGAAAUUAAUAGUAAGCAUUCAAUGACUGGCCCCAAGGGAAAAAGUCAUUAAGUGUUUUGUUAACCUCCCAACUCAAAAAUAAAUAAGUUAUAAAUGCGACUGCGAGAAAUAUUUACUUGGCGCGACUAGCCUGCGUCACAGAAGUAAUUUAACCUCGGUUAGUAACGUCUGCGAAGCAGCGCCAAUAUCCUGUUCUGGGCCCCCAACGAACUCAACGAAUUACCGGAAGUGCGUUCAGAAUUUCCCUUCAACAUGAUUGGCAAAUCGACAAUGGUUUUUUAACAGGCCAAUCAUGGCGCGUACUCAAAUCCUGGUACACAGGAGGGGGCCGAGAACAAGGAUUUUGGCACUCAGUGUUUCGCAGACAGACUUAACCAGAGUUUAGUUUCGUCUGUGGCGCAGGCUAGGCGCGAGUGGCACCUUCGAAAAACGUGAUUUUUUUUUUCUUCGUCGGGGUACGAAACCGGGUAAGGAAGAACAAGAACGCUUGUUCGUCAUUUUCUCAGGGGAUUUAGUCGACUUAAUGUAAUAACACAACAGGUCCAGUGAAAUACUUCGAUGAAAUAUUUUAUUGAUUACAUUUUGCCUUCUCCUAAAUAAUGAUUAAACAACAAUCGAUCCAUCACUUAACUUUAAUUACACAGCUUCUGUUUUGUCAACGGGCCUUUUAAAUGGUACAAGUUGACUGUGAGGGCUGAAAAAAACUGAAAGAGCCCUUUAUCUUGAGCAGUUUGCGCAGUUUUCAGGUCUCUGCAAUCAAUAGAGACCUUGAGAUCGAGGUUUGAUCAUUUUACUGCAAACGACAAACUGCGGUUUGUGGUUAACGGUUUCACGUUACCAGUCUGCCCAUAUUUGGGACUUAAAGAUUCUCGGGUAGUAAGUCGCGGCUGCCAUGUUUGUUUUCAUUCAUCCACUUACUUCUAUUUUAGCUGAGAAAUUGUCUUCAAAAUUACCUUUUUUGAAAUAGAAUUCGAUAAUCAGUAAGCAAAAGAGUUAUAAAAAGUCGUAUUUCUUCUCAAACGUAAGAUUGUGAUGUGUUAGGGCCUGGAUUGUGGUCUAGCCGUACAAACGUGAACCUAAAACCGCAAACCCGACGGAAGGCGCUGGUCACGUGUCUUGUUGACGUUUGCUGUUGGCGGGAAAUACCGAAAAACCUCAAUCUUAAGGUCUCUAGUUUCUAAGGAAAUAGCAGCCUUCAAAAACUGCAAAAUUGAUGGGUGACAGAAAAGUUAAUGAGCCAUACAUUCUUUGAAAAAUUUCGAUUUUUUUUCAAAGAGAAUUUCUCUGAAAGUAUCUGGUAUAUCAUUGAUCAAAUUCAGUAAUUACUAAUAUUACUUUGCUCUUUCAACAUACAGAGAUGUUAUUUCAUGAGAGUGUAAUCAGAGAAUAAUAAGCAUGUCUUGAUGAGGCAAAAGAUGUAAUCAAAAUAUUCGACUCUAUAAGGCGGAAAAUUUUAUUCUGAACGCCUUCAUUAUUAAUCCAUUCUGUCUUGCCACCGCGAUUAUUACCCUUAUCACAUUAGAAAACUAUUUUCAAGAAAAAGAGCAAACGAAUUUUUCUUGAUUUAUCUGUGCUUUUAUGAUGCGUUCACCGCGCGAAAUGUAACAACGUCAUCUCGCAGUACCUUCUUCUUUUUUCUCUCAGUUUAUUAGCUGUUCUGAUCUAUCAGUAAAUUACAAACGUUUUACUCAAAUGGAAGUCCUUCUUUUAUGCAAUCUCCAUUCCGACCGAACAACCGCAUCAAUAAUUGCUCGUUUCCCGGAGACAUUUGAUAACAAGUGUCUUGGGAUUACUGAGGAUGAGCGUUAGCAUUGCCUUUACCACAAAAAGUGUUCUUUAAAAAAACUCGAAAAUCUUUCAUCUGAGCUAGGUACAUGAGAACAUUUAUCACGCUGGUCAAAAGGAACAGUACUCCACCAAGAUAGCUUUUUAUAAAAUCUACCUCAAGUUCACUGAGUGAAUGUUUAGCAAACUUCAAGUAGGUUGAAAAACAAUUUAAAAAUAAAUAAGGAACAAUGGAAGCAACAGCAAAGAAAAUGAGAAGAUAUGUUCCUCUGAUUUGAGACGAUCUCAUUUCCGCCCUAAUGACGUUGUCUCGUUGUAUGUUAAUUCUUCUACUGUGCCUUUUCCAUACUCUUCUGACUAUGAUGAGGUUUAUACAAAGCAAAAUUAUGCUUGGUAUAAAGAAUUGUAUCAAUCCAAAACCUUGCUCGAUUACUCUGUAAGUUAGAUAACUGUUAUCGAUUUUACAAACCACUGUGUAAUGUGUAGCAUUAAUAUUGGAUCUUACACCGCUCAUUAUUGCUGCGGGAGCCGAUAAAGAAAGACAACCUAUGAUCCAUGCACCAUAAACUAAUUUACGAACAGUGGUAACGCUGAAUGAUUUGGGAACAUCACGGGUUGACGAGAAUUUCUCUAUGCUUACGACAAUUAAAUUAUUCAUUGUUAUAGUGGGAAACAACAUGCCAAUGUAUCGAACUAUUCUACAAGGCCAGUCAUUGUGAAAUAUAUCAAACAAUUGUACAGUUAACAACAAAGGCAAAACCAAACUGGAAAGUAUAUAUGACAGUGUUAAACUCCUGAUGUAAAUAUUAAAGUUUCUAACGAAACGAGUUGACUGUAAUAAUGGAAAUGACUUUUUCUUUGAAACGAAGUAAUGAAUAAGACUAUUUCCCACUAGUCCUACGAGACCAACAAUCACAAACAGUGCAAAUAGACCAAUGUUUAUGUAAAAACCUCUUGACAAGUUUGUGUAAACUUUGUCAGGCAUGUCUGCAGUGCUGUUGGUAGUUUCAGUGGAUAGCUUGUUGCUUGGCAGAUUGAACAAGUUUGAACUUUCCAUCUGUUAGAAAAAAAAGUAGAAAAAUGGAGUAUUGGGUAUUGGUCAAUGACAGUUUUGAAACCAUUGUUAAGACCAUAACAGUAACGUAACUGUUGUGGUCGCGUAGAUGUGAUGUUGCGCGUAAAGUUGGAAUGAAUUCUGUAACAACGCGUUUUCAAAAACUGCCUGCGAUGUCGUUUGCGUAAAUGAUAUUUCAUUUGCAAACUAAAGGCACUUUUGUUAUUGAAUGACAUACAAGGUUCGUAACCGUUAUACAUUCAGUUGCACUGAGCGGCAAUCUCAACUUCCAUGUCUGUUUGUUGUUGUUGUUGUUGUUGUUUGUUGUAGUUAAAAAAUGUUCGACUUUCCAGUUCACAAAAAGAUUGAUUACUAUCCUUGUGAGAUGCCAUUUUUGCAGUUUUGCCUUCCUAUGAAAUCUUAUUUGUGUAAGCCACUGUUACGGAAUUACACUAAGCUGAAUAACGAAGCUAGAGGAAAGUAGCCUGUGUACAGACGCCCCCUUCCCUACAAAAAAAGGGGGAAGAGAGACUCUCUCCCCGAUUAUUAUAAUUAUUACUCUUUUUUUUUUUUUAAGGGAGGGGAAUGCACUGAUGAAAUGUACAAAUGAAAAGUGGAAGUUGAAGAAAAUACUUAGUUGUCGUUUUGAAGAAUAGUCAAAAGAUCGAGCGACAAAUUUGCCCUGGAGAAAUUUAUCACUGUUUUCUUUGCGGCUAGGAGCUCAGAAGAAAAACCAAGUGAGCGACGUUUUUUGAGGAUUUAAGAACUUAGAACUUAGAACUUAAAAUAAAUACUCCCCCCAAAAAAGAUAGAGAUUCCUCUGAUGCUGGGAGGGUUCCCGUCAGCGGUUACAGCCUGUGCAGAUGUGAAGGCACCUUAAGUGAUCUAAUGGCAGGCAAAGCAGACUGCCUAAAACAGCUUAAUGUAGAAGAUGACGUAACUCUCCAUAAGGGAGAAGAUUCCAGACUCUAAUAACCCUUGGAAAAAAAUGAAUACUUGAAAACUGAAACAUUUGCCAGUAAUUGGCAAUAGGUAAGUUGGUGAGAUCGAGUAAAAAUGAUUUUGUCGGUAGAUUUAACUGGACUAGGAAUUUGACAAUUUACUAAGUUAUAAUGAAAUUUAUAAGAAAGCACUGAUUGGUUGAACAAACGCCUGUGUUCGAGAGUAUCCCAGCCUAAGGACUUAACAAGGCUAGAAAUACUUGUUGCAUUGUUAUUGUCGUUGCCAUACAAAGCGAGCCGCAUCCUUCUGAACUUGCUCAAGGCGCUUUAUGUCAGUGUCAGUGUCAGUGUAAGGAUUCUACGAAGAGGAUGCAUUUUCAAGCGUAGGUCUAACCAGUGUUAUAUGAGCUCUCUCUUUAACUUCUACGCUGCAUGGUUUCAGUGAUCUUCUAAUAAGACCAAGGGACUUAUUUGCCUGGGAGUAACUACACUGUAAUAGUCGUGGGUCCUGGGUACAAAGUCGUGGGUCGUGAGUACCAGGUCGUGGGUCGUGGGUGCAAAGUCGUGGGGCGUGGGUGCAAAGUCGGUUGUCCCCCUAGUUCCGUGAGGUAUUGAGGGACAAUCCUUUCGAGUGAGUAAUAUUAAAUAAAUAAAAUGUUGCCAUGAUUGAGGACAAUACAACGCCCCCAGUUCUACACCAAAAGUCCAAUUCUGAAACGAGUAACAACGAUAUUAACAACAAUCAAUGAAAUUUAUUACCCGAAAGUAACGGCUACUUCGAAAAUUACCACUCAACUACACUUAAGAAUCGAAUUGAAUCCAGUGAUGUAACGUUUGAAGAAGUACUUUCGAUCUACGUAAAAAGCGAUUUUAAAGAGUGUUUAACGUAACAUAUAACAGGAACGAGAAAAAUGUAAUUUUCGAAGUAGACGUUACUUUCGGGUAAUAAAUUUCAUUGUUGUUAAUAUCGUUGCUACUCGUUUCAGAGUUGGACUUUUGGUGUAGAACUGGGGGCGUUGUAUUGUCCUCAAUCAUCGGACCUUUUUUUUAAUUUAAUAUUACUCACUAGAAAGGAUUGCCCCUCAAAACCUCACGGAACUAGGGGGACAACCGACUUUGCACCCACGACCCACGAUUAUUAGUUACUCCCUGUUUGCCUUUGCAGCUAUCUUAGAGAAGUGAGCACCCCAGCGAAGCGUUUAGGUGCACGUAACUCCCAGAUAGCUGCAUUCAGGGACUUUUGUUUAUGCCUCAGAAUUUGCAGUAUAUGUGAAGUUGGAGGGUUUCCCUUUCUUUGUAGUACAAAGUAGAUGGCACUUAGUUACGUUUAAGUGCAUCUGCUAAUCAGAAGCCCAUCUAGUUAGGUUAAGUAGAUCUUCCUGGAGCACUUUAUGGUCAUGUAGGGAAUUAAUGGUCCUGUAAAGUACGAAACUUUAAUGUAAAUUUUUUUUGUUUUUUUUAGGAAACGCGCUCAGAUUCGGGACAGCUUUGUUGUGUAGCUUUCAUCGUAUCGAUUAAAAAUUUUAGUUGAGUUACGGACACAUUACGCUGGAAUUGAAAUGCGAAUUUCAUUUGAGUACAGAAACAUUUGGGUUUUCAAAUAGAUUUUUCAAAAAAUGACUUCUCUGUUUGUUAUUUUCUUUAUGCAUGUUCAUUAAUAACAGUAGUUAUUUGUCGAGUGUUUGGAUUGAAUUUCGGGGGUAUGGUUUGUCUCAUUUAAUCGCUACUUUGUCACUACCAGGAGUUGCUAGGCUUUUUCGACGAGGAAUCGGGGAUUUUACAAACGCUUUUGAUUGGAAGAAACAAUAGAUAAGGAGGGAGAAAUGGCGACCUACUUGAGGUGAUGCUCUCGUAAACAAAACCUGACAUCGUAAGCCAGUUUCGAUUCGAAUUGAACAAAACUGAACAGAUACAUGGAUUUAUGAACAUGAAAGGCGCUAUAACUGAUCGGUUUCAUGCUGACGUAGACUAAUUAACAAUUAUUCCUCGAGCCCGAAUGGGCUCUCAGUCAAUAGCCCAUUAGGCCGAAAGCCGAAUGGUCUAUUGACUCAAAGGCCAUGAGGGUGAGAGGAAUAAUCCAACUAGUUGGUCAAAAAUUAAUAUCGAGACAAAACAACUUUAGCUAGCAAAACGCGAUUCAGCCGCCAUUGUUUUGGUUUUUAAAGCCGGCGCUUUUCGCUACUAGUGGGCGAUAACAUAUAGCCAAGUAGUAGUUCAACCAAUCAGAACGCAGCAUUGAUAAUAGACCACUAGUUGGAUUUUACUAAAGACUGAUAUAAUCUUUAUCGUGGCGCUUCUCGACAUGUUCUAGACCGAUUGGAUUUGUCAAGUAUUUUUUCUGUUAUUUAACUGCUUUGUCACUACAAGGAGUUGCAGUCCUGUUCCCUUAUGGCUACGAAAGCUAUUUAGCGGAAUUAUUUCUUUUGAUUCGACCGGACGCAUGCAAAAGUAAAAAUUUAGUUGAAGUUUGCUGUCGUUGUUAGCACAAUUGAAAAGAAACGAUAUGGAAAUUUCAGAUUUUUAGACAAUUGAAAUUGUUAAAAUCGUGUUCGGAGUCAGUUUUUAUUCAAAGGCGGAGCGAUUGGCGAAGCUACUGUUUAUUACGUCUUGCAAAAGGUCGAUUAUAAAUAUCAAAUUAAAACUUACCUUUCUUGGAAACUUCCCAGUUCUGAAGUUAACAUAAAAAUGACAAAAAGAAAAGAAAUUAUUAGCUUCCCAGCUUUAAAAUAACCGUCUCUCUCGCCCCUUUUUUGAGGGUUUAUGUCCAGAAUUUUGAUGUGUUGUUAUUUAAUUUUUGUGCAAGCACGCAGCUAUUUUUCCGUUUUUGUACCGUUUUUAAAUAAAAGUAAAUACUCUUUCCCUGUCAAGAAGUUUUAAGGGUAAGAUGCCACACUCCAAACUCAGAUAUCUGUUGUGAGUAUAUGGUUCUUUAAGUUAAAAAAAUAAGAAUGAAUCUCUUUCUUAGGCUCUACUUUGACUCGCUGACUGGCCAGUGUUUUGAAAGCUUGUUUAAAAGCGAGUUUUACUUACGUAUAGCAAACAAGCGAAGUUACUCUUUUUGCGGUUUCGACAGAUCGCUUUUGACUCUCCCCUCUAGGAUAAGAGAAACCUUGAGGGAAAAAGGCGCAAUAAUAUUAUACGAUUAAUCAUUCAAAUGAAAAUUAAGUUCGGAAAAUAAACAACUUACCUUGUCUCAACGUAUUUUUGGGUAAUGAUCACGCUGUUACCAACUCAUAGUUUUUAACUCAUAAGAUUAAUUUUUGUCUUCUAACCCCAAAAUACUUAAGAACAACUAAAGAAAUUAGAUUUAAAGAAAAGAUUUCUCCACAGUUUCCUGGCCAAGGCAGAAAGCGGAAAGGGACAUUUGUUAGUUGGCGGAAGACUUAGCAUUCAAUUGUGGUGCUUCCUUCUGUAAUUUUGUAGUUUUAUGUUUAUUUCCUGUUAUUUCUUUUGCUCGUCUUUUUCGUAGUCGCUUAUGCACCGGCUGCCCUACUCACGUAAAGAGAAGCGCCUUUAGUAGGUAACGUGGAGAGUGACCUUUGAGUUUGAAAGUGUUUAGGAUUUUUUGCGUAACCGCUGUUACUCCCAUCAUAAGACGAAAGGAGUUACAGUGGUUACGCAGCAAAGCAACAAACCCUGGGAAAGAACCUCUGAAUAACAAGAACGGAUUCCGUGAUUCCGUUUGGUCGUGAGAAAAGGGCUUUUUUGUUUAAAUUGAGGCAAAAUGAAUAGUGUUAAUAGCGGUUUACUGUACUGUACAAAUCCGGAGAUGUCUUUUUUGAUUUCUUCUUUUCGGCCCUCAAGAUGAUAAGAACUUGAGAAAUGUUAGUUUCCAGUUAGAAGCUAAGGCUAGACAUUAGUAAAAAUUGAUUCCGGUAUAUCUGUUACUGUAAAGUUUAAAGACUGACAGUUAAUAGCCUGUAAGCAAGCUCUUCAUUUACACCGGCUUACACUUGCGAUUUUAUAUGCGGUUUUUGUCAUACGCGGCAAAUCCAAGGCAAUCUGAUUGUUAUCUUCAUUGUCAACAAGCGGCGUGCGAUUUUUCUCGCGAUACAUGUUGUCAGAGUUUCAAUAAACUCGGUACUAUGUUUAGUUCUCAAACUCACUAAUAAUUAAUCAAGAAAAUUCAAAGGAAAUUAAUGUUUAAUGACUGUUUGGAAAUCAGAUGAAAAACUGCUCAUUUUUUGCAUCCGUAAAUCCUCCUUCUAAAAUCGUUUUGUUUGUGAAGGUAUAUCAAGCAUUCGACACAGUGUUUCAUCACCAGAUAAAACACCUCGAAGUUCGUCAAAAAUACUCCGCUGCGCGUCGUAUUUUCAACUCUCUUCUCAGUGCUUGAUAUAUUACAUCAAGCUUCGAAAAUGUUUUUAAAACACCUUUCCAACAAUGCGGAAACAAAUCGCCUUAAACUCCGGGGCUGCCAGUCUUCAUCGUGUUCACGAGAGCGUAAAAAUUGCGCUUAGAAAAUCGAAUUAGUAAAGCGAACCAUGUCGUCACCCAUCACGCCCUCUUUCCCGGCCUUUUAUAGAAACCCCGCUUGCGCAGUAGGCGAGGAAAGCUGAGAGGAAGGGAGGGAGAAAAUGACAGGAGAUUUUGCGCCUAGCAAAAAUAGUUGAAACCAUGACAUUUGAAGGCUUAUGUUAGCGUGUUUCUUUUAUGAUACUUUUAUCUUUUGCAGUUUCCCGUACAAACCAAGCUUCUUUUGCCCUCCAUGUUGACAACUGAGGAGGUCUGCUCAUUUACAUUUUUAUCUUUCUGCAUGUUGUUCAAUGUUUAGAACACCUAGCAGUCUGGCACUGCUACUCUUCCCAAUAAAAAAAGUAUUGCAAGUGAUUUUACAGCUUUGGAUGAGGGAGAGACUUAAAAGGACAGGGUGUUAAGAUGUUUCAAAGGUUUCAACUCGGAUUUCAAAGCCAAAGUGAAUUUAGCUAGCGCAACUAACAACAGUCAUCAGCAGUGUUUUCUCGCGUUUUGUUAGUUCAUUAGUGCGUUGCUUGGCUUUGUGUGAGAGCGUUUUUCGGUUACACUUGGUCGUGGCCGUGUUGUGUUUGUGUCUUGAUUUGGUGCGGUAUAGUGUAGUGUAAUGUAGUACAUAUCAGUACAUUGCAUUUAUGUGUUCAAGUUCGUGCUGAUAAUUAUUAUUUACUUUCUAGUCUGUCGUGUUUGUGUAGUGGGUGUUGUAUCAUGGGCCUUAGUGUGUUUAGUAUUCUUUGUUAGGUAGUAUAAAGUUAUACUAAGCCAACCUCGUUCCCACAGCUUUUUCCGUAGCCUACAUGUAGCUGCAUUCGCCCCCCCCCCCCCACCCCUCCCUUGACAAAGAAAACACGGAGAGGGGGAGGGUGUGGCCAACUUUUUCCUGUUUAUUUCUUUCAGGUUGAAUGGAUUAACUGGUAUCAUGGCUUAUGCGCUGAGAAAGUGGGUGCCGCCCUAAGAGAACAGGGCCGUACUAGCGCUCUCAACUGGCUGCUUAAGGAAACAGUGCCUAUUGGCUGAAUGGGGUCCCUGUGUCUUCAACUCGUAGAUUAUCAGCAAUAAUAAUCAAUCAGAAGCUUUGUGCGCAUUUUUGUAAAAAGUGAAAGAAUCUAAAGGAAAAGAUACAUUUCUUUUCAGAACAAUCAGGACAACAAUUGAUCAGAAAAGAAAAUUGCUGUAACCAGCCAAACCACAUUAGAGAAUCAUCGCUCAUAGAAUCGCUUUCGAAGUUCAAGCAACCUGUUUGUUCUCGAGAAACGUUCGUUUUUUGUGCUGUAGAGAC
Molecule: messenger RNA, 29855 nt
Organism: Porites evermanni
Lineage: Eukaryota; Metazoa; Cnidaria; Anthozoa; Scleractinia; Poritidae
Source: the annotation of a GenBank genome assembly